Pistacia vera is the source of this 480-nucleotide messenger RNA. RefSeq names its product putative disease resistance protein RGA3. NCBI's taxonomy places the organism in Eukaryota, Viridiplantae, Streptophyta, Magnoliopsida, Sapindales, Anacardiaceae. The record is from RefSeq and is a predicted model, not a curated record. Bases 1 to 480 code for a protein of 159 amino acids. The transcript has a single exon.
AUGGCUGAUGCUAUUGUUAAUCUUGCCUUGGAGCAGCUGGUUAAAAUCGCUGCUCAAAAGAUUGAAGAAGAGGUGAGGCUGGUUGGGGAUGUCAAAAAGGAAGUGAAAAAACUUCGGAGAAAUCUUGAAGCCAUUCAAGCUGUGCUACUUGAUGCAGAGGAGAGGCAAGUGAAGGAGAAACCUGUGAAACGUUGGUUAGAUCAGCUCAAAGACACAUCCUACGACAUGGAAGAUGUGUUGGAUGAGUGGAAUACUGAAAUCACGAAACUGCAAGUGGAGGGAGAUCUUCAAAAUUCUCUUGUUCCUAAGCAGAAGGUACGUUCCUUCUUCCUUUGUCCUUGCUUUGGUAUCAAACAAGUCGUUUUACGUCGUGAUAUAGCACACAAGAUAAAAGAAUUAAAUGAAAAUCUAGAUGCUAUUGCCCAAGAAAAAGAUACAUACAGUUUUAAGGAAAUGAAGAGUAUAGAAAGAUCGGAGUGA